AUGGCUCCGAAUGGGUUAACAGCUAUUAACGUGCUCAUUUACGCGUAUAUUUUGACGCGGUUGCCGGCGUUGCUCAAGGGACAGAAUCAACGCAAGCGAAGAAUUUACAAAGCGACAAUCGCGGCAAUGCUUUCAUGCACGGGCUCAAUCGUGGCCUGCAUCACCGUCUGCCUCCAACUACUACCCUGGUUCCUAUGGCAAGGCAAAAUCUGGCCCGUCUGGUGCUUCUGCUUUUUCUUCAAAGUCGGCUCCGAUCUCCACUUCAUCGGUGUGGCCUGGGUCACCUUUUUCAUGUUCAAAAAGAUGCUGCGACACAUCCUGUUGCUCCUUUUGGUUCUCGCACUGCUGGUGGCCGCGAAAGUGACGGCAAAUGCGAAGGGAACGACAAAGGUGGCAGUGACGACAAAGGCGAAAGUGACGGCAACGGCGAAAGUAACGACUCAGAAGCCAUGCAGUAAGGGUUAUCGUUACUGCGGCCCAAAGUGCGUGUCGACGGAUCUGCCGUGCUCCUCGGAGCUAUCCGAGAAAUUGGGGGAAGGCAAGCUCAUAAGUUCCGGAAAGUGCCGGCCACCAAUGGUCGAGUGCCACGGCAAAUGCACAACAUUCAACUUCCCUUGCGUUGCC
Messenger RNA from Mesorhabditis spiculigera, 624 nucleotides. The record is from the annotation of a GenBank genome assembly. Lineage: Eukaryota; Metazoa; Nematoda; Chromadorea; Rhabditida; Rhabditidae.